Molecule: messenger RNA, 1690 nt
Organism: Suricata suricatta (meerkat)
Lineage: Eukaryota; Metazoa; Chordata; Mammalia; Carnivora; Herpestidae
Gene: FADS6
Product: fatty acid desaturase 6
Exons: 6
Coding region: 79-1107 (342 amino acids)
Biological process (GO): lipid metabolic process
Cellular component (GO): membrane
Molecular function (GO): oxidoreductase activity, acting on paired donors, with oxidation of a pair of donors resulting in the reduction of molecular oxygen to two molecules of water
Source: RefSeq, a predicted model, not a curated record
CGCCCCCGCCCGGACUCCGCGCCUCGCCGGGCGCCGCACACCGUCCCGAGUCCCCCUGGGGUGCCCUGGCGGCCGCCCAUGGAGCCGGCACCGGGGGCUCCCCGGGGCAAGGGCGGGGGCGAGGCGCUGCUGGGCGAGCUGGAGGCUCUGGUACAGGACGUGGUGAGGACGAGCUCCUGGUGGGAGCGCCACGGCGUGGACUGCGCCAUCCUCGCGCUCAGCCUCCUCGCGGUGCCGGCCGGGUUCUUAAGCCUGCGCUCUGAGAAUGUCCUGGUCCUUGCCCUGGGUGUCAUUGUCCUGGGUGUGUGCCACUACACGCUCACUGUCAAGGGCAGCCACCUGGCCACUCACGGCGCCCUCACCAAGUCAAAACGCUGGAGCAGGAUCUGGGAGCUUUUCUUUGUGGAGGUAUGCUCGUCCUUUACCGCAGAGUAUGCCAAGUACGGACACGUCAAGAUGCACCAUGGUUACACCAACGUGUUGGGCCUGGGGGACUCGAGCACGUGGAGGCUGCCUUUCCUCAACCGCUACGUGUACAUGUUCUUUGCUCCCCUCUUGAUCCCCGUCAUCACCCCAUUGGUGGCCGUUGAGCGGCUGAGGAAGGUGGAGCUCAGGUCCGCGGUGCGGACGCUCGGCCUGAUUUCCCUGGGCCUCUACGCUCACUACUGGCUGCUUCUGAACGUGUCUGGCUUCGGGAGCCCCGGCUCGGCCCUUCUCUGCAUGCUCACCACCAGAUCCCUGCUCGCCCACCCUUACCUCCACGUCAACAUCUUCCAGCACAUUGGGCUGCCCAUGUUCUCCCGGGACAAGAAGCCGCGGAGGAUUCACAUGAUGAGCCUGGGGGUGCUGAACCUGCCCCGCCUGCCGGUACUGGACUGGGCGUUCGGCCACUCCCUCAUCAGCUGUCACGUGGAGCACCACCUCUUCCCCCAGCUCUCUGACAACAUGUGCCUGAAGGUGAAGCCCGUGGUGUCCCAGUUCCUCCAGGAGAAGCAGCUGCCUUACCACGAGGACUCCUACCUGGCUCGCUUCUGGCUGUUUCUCCGUCGCUACGAGGAGUUCAUGGUGCAGACCCCUCCCAUCACGGAGCUGGUGGGAUUGCAGUGAGGGGUGGGCCGCACCCUGCGCCCGCCUCACCCCCCAACCCCCCAGCCUGAUCCUAGCUCUCUUGCUUCUGCUGGCCUUCCUUCAGUCCAGGAGGGCACGGGCCCUUCCCCAGGGCCGUUGCUUGGCUGCUGGUGGUGGAGACCUCAGGCUGGAUGUCUGGGGAAAUCGGCUCACUUUUCUGGGCUUUGAAGGAUAAGUGGGGGAAGGGAAUAGCAGUGGCUGGGAUUCUGGUCAGUCUGGAUCUCAGCCAACUUCAUCUUGGGGGUGGGGAGAUGGGGGACGCUAAGCAGCUGAAUUCCUCUGCUGUAUCUGAGCCUUGAUAAGGUGAUGGGGAACGGGGACAGGAGAGGCCCUGGGUAAGGGGUAGGAGAGGAGAGUGAAGGGUCAGGCCCUCAGUUAGGGCCUCUCGGAUACCAGGAGACCCCCAUGCUCAGCUGGCCACUUCCUGUGUUCUUUGAGACUAUGCCCCUAAGGAGCCCUCUCCCCAGGGACCACAGGGAGAGGUUAGUUUUUAUAGAAAAAUUUUAAAAAAUAUCUUUCUUUAUUUUUGAGAGAGACAGAGAGUCAGAGCAUGAGCAGGGGA